AUGCCCGAGCAAAGAAGAAAGAUUGUCUACGCAUGCAGUCACGAGUUCCCCGACCCCAAGUACGAGGCGCCCCGAAAGCCCUCGGUUUUCAAACGGAUCAAGCGAGCUCUUUCCACGAUAGAAACGAUCCGGACACCCUCCAUGGAGUUGUGUCCGUACUGUCAAAGACUUGAGGAUGAAAGCCAACGACGACAGGCAGCACAUGGUUCAAGACCAGCCACCCAACCGCGUCGACAAAUCUCCCCCGCUCGUCAACACGAGACAAGACCAAGACGAAGCAACACCGUGGCUGCGCCCGCCACGGUGGCUCAACCAGCCGAUCCAUUCCCAGACUUUGAAAACCCAUCAUACGUUCCGCCGCGGAAUCCCUACAGGGAUUCCAACAUGGACGCGAUCCUCGCGAAUUACGAAAAUGUAAAGGAUAUGGAAGAACGGGUUAGGAGGGGUCUUGCGAACGAGACGGCUGCUGAGCGACAGCGACGUUUGAAAAAGAUCGAGUCGCUCCAUCUUGACUGGCGUACGAUGGACGUCCAAAAGCAGCUCGAGGCGAUGGGGAUCAACCCUAACGACUCUCCGGAGCACAUUCAGCCAUCGAACCAACCGCGGCCGAAAAGCCUCAAGGAGUUGUUCGACAGAUCGCGGACGGCACAAGAGCCAGAACCAAUGCCCACGUCCCGCAGACCAGUAAGAAGGCUUGAACCGUCUGCAUCCGGAGAUCCAGAGGAGGAUUCGAGGGCUGACGCUGAGAUGGCGGUUAAGAGGGAGGCUGCGAGACGGCAGAAGAUCGAGAAGGCGGAAAGAAUAAGGAAGCGGGCGGAGGAACUGAUGGAAGGGAGGAGGUAA
Messenger RNA from Sclerotinia borealis F-4128, 843 nucleotides. Lineage: Eukaryota; Fungi; Ascomycota; Leotiomycetes; Helotiales; Sclerotiniaceae. The record is from the annotation of a GenBank genome assembly.